UUUGCAAUUUCGACGAGUAAUGAAAAUAAGGAGGAAGGAGGGGUCAAGAGUUCCUAAAUACUUCGGUUUAUGUCCUCUAUAGGUUGUUGCGAUGUCUCGUAACGAAACAAAUGGAUUUAGUAAUUACAAAUUGGUUGUUGUUGGUGGAGGGGGAGUUGGGAAAAGUGCACUAACCAUUCAAUUUAUUCAAUCAUAUUUUGUGGUAGAUUAUGAUCCAACGAUAGAAGACUCUUAUACCAAGCAAUGUGUUAUUGAUGAAGUCGUAGCCAAAUUGGACAUUUUAGAUACUGCUGGCCAAGAGGAGUUCAGUGCAAUGAGAGAACAGUAUAUGAGAUCUGGGGAAGGCUUCCUUCUCGUCUAUUCAGUCACUGACAGAAGCAGUUUUGACGAAGUUUACAAAUUUCAUCGACAAAUUUUACGGGUAAAAGACCGAGAUGAAUUUCCCAUGGUCCUUGUGGCAAACAAAGUAGAUUUAGAACACCAAAGAAUUGUAUCUUCGGAGGAAGGCCCGGAGUUAGGACGACAGUUAAAUGUUAGAUAUAUAGAAGCGAGUGCCAAACUCAAGUUAAAUGUCGACCAGGCCUUCCAUGAAUUGGUUCGAAUAAUAAGGAAAUUCAAAGAUGCGGACAGACCACCUGCCAAGCCUGUGAAAGUCCCAAAGAAGAAGAAGUGCACGAUUUUAUAAUGCAUGUACUGGUAUUCAUGAAGUAUUCGGCCAAAAAUGUAUGUUUUCAAAACACUGUGGGAAAAUAUUCGGCAUUCUCACGAGCAGUUGUGAAUUACCUGCAAGAGGAUUUGCGGCUUAAAAAUUACACUAAACGGGUUAUUUUCGGUAAAUUACUCAAAUGGGUAUUUUUCCGUGAAUAACCACUUGGUAAUUUCUCUUAAAAUUAACCAAUGGUUGAUUUUUCAUGAUUGUGUAAUUUUGGUAUAAUUUUGUACGUCCAUUGUUAAGUUAUUUCUGCUUUGUGUUCUUCAAGUAUAACCAAAAAUAUAUAAGGCGAGCUUAUAUAUUUUUGGUAUAACUUUUAGUGUCAUACUCAUGACACUCUUUGCAACAAUGUUUUCAUCUCCUUCAUAUUUGGUUCAUCUGUCCCAAAUUGGUCUAAAAACUUCUUCUCUUUAAUAUAUUUACUGCCAAAACAUCAAUUUAUUCAACGAUGUUACAAUUUAUGAGGGCAAGUUGAUGUCUCUGUCCACUGUUAUGACUGUCAUUUGCAUUGUGUUUGAGAAAUCUUCUGGCCAGGGCCAUUUGUCAAGAAAUGUCGCUUUUCCUAGAGUUGCAAUUCGAUUCAGCUGUCCAAGAGAGUUCAGCCACAGAGCUUCAGAGCUUUGCGUUCAAGGUGGUGUCCUUUGACCAGUAUUCCUCUCCAUUCUUCAAUGGGGAACAUGCUUGAAGCAAAGUUGGUGUACUGUUCAUUUUGUGUAGAAUAUGUCAGUCCACACCUUGCCCAUACAUAAUCAUGACAUUUCAGCUCCAUCAAUUUACUCAUAUUGGUGAAUCUCUUGAAUUCGUCAUAAAUUCUCUCACUCAUUAAUCACUUAAAGGGGGACUAUAGGCAGGAGCAGUGGGGCUAAUUAGGCCAUCUUCAGGUGACUAAUAUACACAGUGAGGGCACUACGUCAUGUCAGAUUCAGCACUAAAUAUAUCCCUGGUACAAGCGUGAAUUAUUUCGACCUACUAUGAGAUGUGAGAGACCCCUAUUGGCAUCUUUGUGUAACUUUAUCUUGCCUACCUAGCUGCUGCCUAUAGUGCCCCUUUAAGGUUAUAAAGCUUUUCCGCCCUGUGCAUUUCAUCAUUGAAUUGCUUCCGAACUGCUGUGUAUUCAUGCAAUGUCCCUUCUCUCGUAUGGUACCUAUAUGAAAUACGUCUUACUACUUCACCUUCUGUUGAGCAUUCAACAGUUUAGCAAUGAUGCAUUGUUGAGCUCAGUGUCUGGCUCAAUCACCAUGACCAUGUCCAGAAUCAUUUCUCUUGAGCAUCUAAUGACAUUUAUUCUGAGUAGGCCACAGUACAACUCAGUAUUUCUAAUAAAACUGCCAUGUUACUUGUACUAUACUAGUUUGUAGAUGAGUCUUGCCCUUUGUAAAUGUUAUUGCCCUUGGUCAGAGUUGGUUCAUCAGUGUUUUGUCAUACUCGGAUUCAGAUCUUUUUGCAUCUGGUUGUGGAUAAGCUGGGCGUGGCCUUAUGCAAGUAUCAAUUCGUUUCUUGUACCCCCCCCCCCCUCCUCAAGGGUAGUUAAGCUAUCACCACUAAUCUUUGCCGAUGCUUGAGUAGUAUUUAUUUUUCCUUUAGCGAAAAUUUGGCGAAGCUGGAAAGAAUAAGGAUGCUAAUGUGUCGAUGUCUUGUCGAACAUACAGCCUUACCCAGUAAAAUUAGUUCGGUUACUUUAUAUGACGGUGAUAACUGAUAUAUUGUUGAUGGUGAUGUCUUGACGAAAGAAAAAGUAGCAUUGGUGAAAAAAGGGUGAUGCUUGAGCCUUAAGAUGUCGUUAUAGGGUGAUAAGGUGUUGUACCCUUGAGGAGGGGGGGUACAAGACACGAAUUGAUACUUGCAUUAGAUUGAAAUGAUUGUAACUUUCGGUGGAUGGGGUAAGGAAGCUGGAGUACUUGACCUUUGACUUUGAGUAAAGAAGAAUCUGAGUGGGUGAUAAUAGAUAGUGAUAAGGGUCUCAUCUCCAAUCUCUGAUGCCAGUGUUGCUAUCUUUGAUGAAAGGUACGUCUGUUGGUGGACAAGGUUUGAUGGUUCUUACUUGCUAAAUUGGCAAAGAGGUCUGUUGAUUAUUGUCUUUGUGAUGGAGGGCAAACUUCCUUCCGCUGUCUUGUGAUGGCAGUGUCGUCUGCUACCGUAUUGUUUAUGGUAGGGUCGUCUGCUGAUGUACUGUUAAACAUUGAUAAGGAACUGAGUGAUACUGUUAUGACAAAGGUUUGUGUACAUAACUGUUGAGUGUAAAUGCUGUACAUUGUAGUCACAAUUGUAACUUACCUUAUAAAGUGGAAAUUAGGAUUGAGUUUUAGUUGAGUGUUUUAUUCGAACUCUUCAUGUAUUCUGACAACUUGCAUUUGUCUUUUUCUCACAACUGUUGUGUCUUCCAACGCUUUUACUUUCGAUAAUUGUAGAAAUGCUGGUAUCAGUGAAAAUAAUAAGGCAAAAUUGGGAUAUUUUAGAUUAGUUUCCUCAAGAAUUCAUUAAGGCUAAGAAUUUGGAACUUCAGAAAUUAAAAAAACUCAAGUUUUUUUCAGAAGGGUGCGUAAAAGUUUUAUUUAUUCUUUGUUUCCUUGAAAGAGACAGACUUUAUCAGUAUUGCCUUUUGUAAUCAGUGGUCAUAUAUUAUAAACUUUCUAACUUUCUUGUGCUAAAGUGCAUUUGUUGGGAUAUAAUAAGAUAAAACAACAGAAACAACAAGCCUGUAUCCCUCGGGAAUUUCCUUCGCCUGCAUUUCUUCAAUUAUGGUUUCCAUCUUCCGAUUUUUUCGGACCGAGUUCACCGAGCGAUUGUUUUGAAUCGCCGCACAAUGCUGAAAGCACAUGCGCUUUUUGUCGCUGAAAGUUGCCUUAUUUUUAUCUUAUGUAUUUAUGUUCUCUAAUUGUGUAAAGUCUGUGCAAUAUGUGAGAUAUUUCGGUCAUAUUUCCAUGUUCUCAGUCGAGUCUAAAUACAAUAUCUAUUGCAAACUUUCCAGACAAAAAUCGCCCAAUUUUCAGCAUCAAUCCCUUGUCAUGGAUUCGUGUAGGUCAUGUGAGUUAAUAUAUGGAAUUUUUGCUUUGUCUUUGUCUGACUAAUGGCAAGCUCCUAAGUAUGGUGUAUUUGGGUAACUUAAUCGAAAAAGCGAUAUAAAUUAGUGUUCUUUAUUCAAAACGAGCAAAAUGUCAUCCCAGACAACGAAUUUCUAUCCCUCAUACAUUCACUCUUGAUUAAAUUGUCUGUGCGCAUUGAGAGUAAUGAUGUGUUGAAACCUUAUGAUCUAUGCCAUAUUCUUGGUUGUGAAAUGCGAUUAGUUAGUCUGUCCAAUUGUCUCAUUGAAAUAAAGUCAGCUUCAAAAUUUCAUUGGAAUGAAAUAGACCAUCAACCUCUUAAUUUUCAUCAUGAGCCUAGAAAUUAGCAAUAUUCGCAUAUGUUGGUCGAAGUGAUAACAUUACAUGUGAAAAAAAAGAGUUUGUUCUGUCAUUUGCAAGCUGUAUGCUAAUGCAAUGGCAUCAGAAUAUCAUAAGUCGAUUUCACUCAAAUUUAGGUCCAUGGAAGUAGACAUGGGGUAACGGUUUGUGCAUUUUUUAUGCCAGCCUAGCUUUGGUAAGGUCCUACUUGUACGAGUGACAGGCGAGAUAUCUGAACUUAUCAUUUUAACGUAUGAAGAGUAAGGAACAGUAUAAGACCUAUGGCAGAAUCGUUAUUUCAGGAGCAUAUUGGAAAGAUUGCCAAAAAGAGUAAACCCAUUUUCCAUUCUCUGUUGAACCAGUUUGGGUUAGAAUCUCUUUGAUGGUGUCAUUUAUAUCAAAUAUUUACCUAAUCUGCGGAGAUUUCAAGUGAUAUAGACAAAUGACUUACAUGUAUGCAGAAAAUGAAAGCUGAUGUCUUUCUGAAAGUUUUCACCAUUCCUCUGUUAUCUAGAUUAGAUUGAAAAGCUGCGCUGUGAAAGUUGGUUGUUGAAAGAUUAGGAAGUGGAGAAUUGAAAGCUAUGUGAAAGACAGGGUUUCGAUUGUUAUAUUGAUUCAGUUGGUGUUGGGAACUUUAUUGUGAUGUCCCUUUAUCUUGUCAGCGAAAUUUCCUCCCUGCGAGGACUGCAAAUGUAUUCUAAGAAAGUGAGUAUUCCCCACCCUGACCACCUCAUUAUGGGUGUUGGUAUUUUGUACCAAUAUUCCCACAUAUUAGUUUGCUUUAAGACAAUCUAACCCAUAUUUGAAUCAGGGUUAAUAGUUAUCUUCCAUUUAGAAUAAAGUAUUUUGGGGGUAUUUGCUUGUAGGGUGACAUUGUGUGGCUAAUGUUUGGUUGCUCUCGUAAAGUGCAAUCCAUUACAGAGGCCCUGUGUAGGUCCGUUGGUCGUGUCCUGCCCAGGAUUCAGAGCAAUUCAACAGAUUAUUGGGCCAUGAAUUCAGUAGGGUAGUGGAGAGUGGUCAGAUACUCAUAAACUAAAAUAGCUCCGGACAUGUAGAUCUGGAUGAAUUUUAUAGCUUUUGUACAAACGCAUUUAUUCGUUUCAAUUAGCAUUUAGAAAUUAGUUUGCUUUUGGUCGGUUGUGUGCGGUUGUGUUGUUGUGUGUUCAGAAGCUGAAUUGGUUGUAGAAUUCAGUUCAAUUUAAAUAUCAUGCACACGUGCAACUUGAUCAAGAGCAACAAUUAGUUUCAUUGAAAAAGAAUUCACGACUAUAAUUGCUCUUAGUUAAGUUGCAGAUGUUCGUCAUAUUUUUCAUCAUGGAGAAUCUGUAGUAUGCUUAACUAGGUGUUGUGUGAAAAUAUGGGAACAGGCGCCACUGUGUACAGUUCCUUAAAGCAUAGAUACUUUUAAAUAGACCUCCAGACGCGUUUCGCCUCAUUUAUUUUGCAUCGCAAAGGCUCAUCAGUGGGCUUACGAUGUGAAUUGACGGAUGGUUUCUGUUCAAGUGACUAGGUGUUGUGUACCAAACAACUGCAAAGCCUUGGGCACUUUAUACUUCACCUGGCUGUAACGAAGGCAAUUAGAAAACCACAAUGUUAUUUUACAUGAGGCAAGUUCAUUGUGGCUAAAAGUAAGUGUCUGUUUGAUUUGCAGCAUACAGAAGAACCUUUAUUAGCGGACACCUCUCUAUUAAGGACAACCUCUCUAUUAAGGACACCCCUCUAUUAAGGACAACCUCUCUAUUAAGGACACUAGUUUUGGUCCCAAAUUGGUUGUUUCUAUUCAAUUUGACCUCUCUAAUCAGGACACCUCUCUAUUAACGACAGCACUUGUCAGUCCCGCGGGUGUCCUUAAUAGAGAGGUUCUACUGUACUUUGGCAUACUGGAGUAGCAUACAGUUUAGGUGGGGCUGAUUUCAAAAUGAAAAUGGUCAGACUUUCGUUGUACAACUUGCUAUCACUCAAACGUUAACAGUCCUGGAGAAAGCUGUCAACUCUUGUUAUAUUGAGUGUGUUUUGUGAUAUAUUUAUUAAGAUUUAUCAAGAUUCAUUGGAACCUGUCCAUAAAUAUGUUUAUUUGUUGUAUUGGUGUUAAAACGUAGAUCGAUGAUUUAUAUUGUCUGUGGGAUCUGAUGGGAUUUUGCUGCAUUUCGUGUUCAAUUGCUUGUUUCAAAAUUAGUUGAUUUUGAAUUUUCAUCUACAUGUAAUUUUGGCCAGCGAUUUGAAAGAAGUGACUUUAUAAAAGAUAUCUAUAUUCAUUUAUUUGGUGCUAUUUAAGUUAAAUAAAUAAAUUGAAAUCUUAUCCGAUAUUGUGAGAGAUUUGGCUAAGACUAAAAGGUUAUCAGUCCGGGUUCUAACAUCCCGAGAUCAGGUUUUUGCUACACUCCUACCUUGAGGGGGAGUAUAUUGAAAAUCACUGAUAACGUCAGGAUGGGGUUCUAGGCAAACAAUUUCAGAUUGGUUUGCGAAAUCCGUACCUGCAACAUAGCAAAAUGGAACAGUUAAGCUUUAAAGUGAUACUAUGAUGUGAUUUACAACUUUGCGGAAAUACGUCCGUUUUUAAUUGUUGAUCACAAAUGUAAAGCUCAAAUUUUCCAUUUUUGAUUAGAUUUAUUAUAAAAUCGCUGAAUGAAAACCACCGCGACCGCGAAAAUGUUCAUAUUGUGACGUCAUCAACGAAAACGGCAUCGAAGCGAGCCGUCCGGGCGGGAUUAAACCAUCAAUUUCUAGAAAAUGUGCAUUUCGAUUCGAAAACCUUACCGAUUUAUGAGAAAGUGACGUAGUCAUUUGUCAAAAACAGUUAAAACAUUAUAUGGUGAAAUUUGACACGAGUUAUCCUUUAAGCUGCACUUAGUAAAAUCAGACAAACCGUUGCAAGAUCCGCUUGUCUAUUUAUGUUUACUUGCUGAACUAAUCAUUCUUUGCUGCCCUAAAACUUGACACUGUUCAGCUUUUACGCCAUGCAGAGCCUAAUCAGGCAGGAAAACUGUCAGGACCGAUUACAUCUUGUUUGUAUUUUUGCAAAUCCCAUCAGAUCCUCUAUAUUAUAAGUAUUUAUUGUACAGAACCCAAGAUAUGAUUUAUGUCUACAAAAACAAUUAUUUAUAUUCACAAUCUAUUGAUUGCAUUGUGCUUUUUACUAUUUCACCUAGGUGUUUGUUUUUUCAUUAUGCCUUUAACGACUACAACCGUUAUUUUGAAAGAAAUUGCAAUUUUCCCCUCGAAGCAAAAUUAUCAUGACAUCAAUAGACUGGUAGGGCUGAUCCAGAGCUUCCAGUGCUUGUCAUGACAUAGUCUUAUUCUAGGUACGGUAUGUCCCAUGAGAUAUUUACUUUGAAAAGUUUAAUUUUGCAUUCUACCUACAGUUGCUAAUGAGUUCAAAUGUAGAUUGUUAUACCUCAAAUCCAUAACAAUGCCUUGUAGUGUGUUAUUGUAGUGUGUCAUUGUAUUUAUCAUAUUAUACUAUUCUUGGUUAAAAUUCUUACAAAUAUCUUACUUCUGCUCACUCAAUGUCGACACAAGAUUGUAGUAGAAGAUUACAAUGACUUUGAUUACAAUUUUCAGAUGUUCAUGUAGUGACCCCAAGCCCUUACUUAAAGGGGGACUAUAGGCAGGAACAGAGGGGCUAAUUUGGCCAUCUCCAAGUGACUAGUAUACACAGUAAGGGCACCGGGUCAUGUCAGACUUAGCACCAAAAAUAUCCCUCGUACAAGCGUGAAUUAUUUCGAGUUACUGUGAGAUGUGAGAGACCCCUAUUGGCGGCUUUGUGUAACUUUAUCUUGCCUGCAUAGCUGCUGCCUUUAAAAAUACUCACAAUGCAUAUGUAUUGUGUAUAACAAGAUGCUUCACAAUGAUGUUGUUAGUAGUCAUGAUAAUGUGCAAGAUUUUUCAAAGCAUUUAUAAGUUAAUGAUCAGCAUCAAAGUACACUGCUUAUUUUCUAGAAUUUCCCUAUAAAUUGAACAGGGUCCCCUUUUUAUGCUGUCAAACCAGAGUUGUGCAUUCAUUCCCUAUGUUAAGCCCAAUGGUGGUGAAUCCUUGCUAAUAAAUUUGCCAACUUUAGAAUAUGAAGACUUUAUAGGUUAUAUAACUGUAUCUCCUUGCAUGUCACUGGUCAUUUUUUCAUUUGGUCACUGUAUAUUAGAGAAUCACAAAACUAAGAAACUAUCCGGGAAUGAGAGCUUGCAUUUAUAGUAUAAACUGUUCAGUGUCUGUGAGAGAACUCAAAAGUGAUGUUUUACCACAAGUGUUAACCCCGAGGUCAAAAGCUUGGUACUAGGUCUAAGUAAUGUUGAAACUAGCUGGCUGCUGAUAAGGUCAUUUGCUUGGUAGAAUAUCAUUUUUAGGGGCUCGUAAAAAAUAUUUUCUGAAGGUGCAGUUUCGCUUGCCAUUUAGGUAGAAGUCCAUAUCAGAUGUGAUGUCUUGAGAGCUGACGGUAGUCUUCAAACACUGUCACAGGGGUUUUAAAAAAGGUCAAACUCUAUAUCAGUUCCUUUGAUGAAUGCGACAUGUCAUUAGCUAAUUCAAGGAAUAAUUUCAUUCUUAAAAGGUCAAGUCAAAACCUGCACUCAGCUCAACCUGAGAUUUCUGUCCUCUGAAAAUCAUUCCUGGCAACCGUGAGCACUAGGUUUAGUAUUUUCCAAAGCAGACAUAAUCUUAAAGUGUAUUGAGAAGGCUGGCUCGUCACGCUUCGAUUGGUACACCAGAGUAUGCAGCUUUGGGCGGACAGCCAGCAAAAGACUUUGCUAAAACUUAGAAAUAUAUCGGCAAUUGGGCAAAGAUCUUGAGAGUUUUUAAAAUCUUCUUAAUUAGCUGGGGAACUGAAAAGUUAAGGCUCAGUAGAAAUCAGAUUUUGUCACUCCAGUCAUGAUGUUAUACAGUGGAACCUCUCUAUUAAGGACAACCUCUCUAUUAAGGACACUAGUUUUGGUCCAAAAUUGGUGGUUUCUAUUCAAUUUGACCUCUCUUAUCUGGACACCUCUCUAUUAAGGACAGUACUUUUCAGUCCCGAGGGUGUCCACAAUAGAGAGGUUCUAAUGUAAUCUGAUACAAGAGCCCCUUAAAAGGUUCGCCUUCAUCUUUGAGUAUUACUGUCAGUUCUGAGAUGAGCAUAUUAUUAGACUGAUACUCCUGAAUUUGUCCUGCAAGUAGACACAAGAACCUGUAUUUUAUAUGAUUUUAUCUUAUCUAAACUGCGCUAUGGAAUUAAUAUAUUUAUUGAAACGAGAAAA
This is a messenger RNA of Lineus longissimus, 9318 nucleotides long. Its product is annotated as ras-related protein R-Ras2-like. The record is from RefSeq and is a predicted model, not a curated record. Gene Ontology annotation, molecular function: GDP binding; GTPase activity; GTP binding. Gene Ontology annotation, biological process: Ras protein signal transduction. The coding region runs from base 92 to 685 and encodes 197 amino acids. Lineage: Eukaryota; Metazoa; Nemertea; Pilidiophora; Heteronemertea; Lineidae. Gene Ontology annotation, cellular component: plasma membrane. The transcript is spliced from 6 exons.